AUGAGCUCGACCUUCACUGCAUUGGAUGAGCUGGAGCGCGAAAUCAACACGUAUUUAGAUGACACACAGGCCACCGGCGGUGGAAACAUAGGGCCAGUACUUUUUCAUUCUGCCCGAGUCCAAAUGGAGAUUCAGGAUUUGAGCCAGCGCGUUCAGCAAAAGAGUGUUGCCCUAGAAGAUAGGGCACGAAGCUCGUGA
Molecule: messenger RNA, 198 nt
Organism: Leishmania mexicana MHOM/GT/2001/U1103
Lineage: Eukaryota; Euglenozoa; Kinetoplastea; Trypanosomatida; Trypanosomatidae
Exons: 1
Coding region: 1-198 (65 amino acids)
Source: RefSeq, a predicted model, not a curated record